GGCGACAGAGAAGUGGCUAGUUAUCGGGCUACAUUCAGUCUGCUCUUAACAAUGAGAUCACAAGUGACAGGCGCCGAUGCGUCAGCAAUCAAGGUAGCUCAUUCCUAUAUUCAGUCAUUCGCCUUCCUUGUCGAAAUCGACCUGCAAUCGCUCUUUCUUGUUGGUAGCUGAAUAAGGCACACCCCGGUAAAUCUGGUCCUAACUUUUGAUGCCCCCGAGCUACCCAUCAGCUUUCCCAUAUCACGUCUCCAGACAGAUUUUCCAAAACAGACAUCUAUAUCCUCUUAAUAGGAUUACAAAGACUAGUUUACAACUACCCGAAGGCACUACUAUACUAAACGGGCGAUAACAAAGACAGAGAAACGAGAACACCAAGAAGAAAUCAACACCAAUCCUCAUUCGUACGAAAACAUGUCCAUUAUUACACCUGAACCCGAAAUACCGCGGUCGGAGCCAGGGGAAAACUCGUAUGAUAAACUUGAGGAGGAGCCAUCGGUGUUCUUCAUAUAUUGCCCUGAUCCUUCACAGCUACCUCUGACUCAAGAAUGGACGGCCUUGGUGAAGGUGAAGUGCAACAACGUACCUUUGCUUAUGACCCGUGGGUUCCACUGGGAUCAUACGAACAUCAUACGAGAGGAGGGGUUCUUUGAUCAUGACUUCACAGAGUAUCAAAGAGGAGACGACAAGAAGUGGGCAGUCAAAAGAAAUUAUUUCCUUGAAUCGCGGCUUGAAGACCGACAGGAGGCUCUCCACUGGUAUGCUGCCAUUGAAGUCGUGGCGCUCCGCACUCAGGUAGCAUCCCGAUUUGACCUGAGCCAGCUCUCACAACCCACCAUAAGGGUGGCAUGGGCUAUGAACCGCGCAGGAAAAUUGAUCUAUUAUUGGCAUUUCGGCCGGAACGAUAUGUGCGUGAAUGCUAUUUAUGACCAAAUGGUUUUGGAGGGAGGAUGGCCAUGGCCAAAAACCGCUUGUCCGGAACCAGCGCCCAAGAAGCUGGAAGACAAGUCAUGGCGCUCUCGAAAUUGCUCUGCCAAAUGCUAAUGGUGGCGCUUGAAACUGAGGAUACUCACCGUAGGUCACCCUCAGUGGCCCUCCUCUUCCUGGACCAGCUAAAAAGUGUUAGUAUUGUAGGCGGAAUAGCUAUACAAAACUUAACACGUCCCACACUCCUUGCGGAGUACUUGUAUGAUAUUUGCCGUUGCACGGGGGUCUCGAGAUGUCUUGGUGUCGAGGGUAAGGUUACAUACAGAAAAUUUCUUUGUUGUAGCCUUAGGAUCGCAGCGCUUCUAAAGGAAAGUGAGAAACUAGCUAGGAAAGGGGGGAAACACAAAAGAACGAAGGGGGAGUCCUGGGUUAGACGGUACGGUUAUGUAUAGA
Messenger RNA from Xylaria bambusicola, 1377 nucleotides. RefSeq lists its product as uncharacterized. Bases 412 to 1041 code for a protein of 209 amino acids. The transcript has a single exon. NCBI's taxonomy places the organism in Eukaryota, Fungi, Ascomycota, Sordariomycetes, Xylariales, Xylariaceae. The record is from RefSeq and is a predicted model, not a curated record.